Macroventuria anomochaeta is the source of this 2497-nucleotide messenger RNA. RefSeq lists its product as uncharacterized. Lineage: Eukaryota; Fungi; Ascomycota; Dothideomycetes; Pleosporales; Didymellaceae. The transcript is spliced from 4 exons. Bases 140 to 2389 code for a protein of 749 amino acids. The record is from RefSeq and is a predicted model, not a curated record.
GUGUCAACCUAAGCGCCUGCGCGGUGCACCGUCUGUGCGGUCACAAAAGCAAGUCUUCGUGCAGGGGCUCACCGCAUCAUAGGAAGGCUGAUAUGUGCUCAGCCACUUACAGUCCUGCAGAACCGUAGGCUGCUACCUGAUGCACCUCAUACCAUGUUCAUAUAUGUCACACCUACUAUGUAUUGAAGGGCUAGAGGGGAGAAAAAAUAAUGCGCCAGUAUCUACAAUGUCGCCUAGGAAAGAGAGCCUUUCCAAAGCUGGCUUGCGUCAAAUAACCUCUGCUCACGGCAUUCGAUUUGAGGGACCAACCCCCCCGGGAGAUUGGCCAGAUGAAUGCAAAAACCAUUUUCAAGUCAUUCGUUCGCUUCAGUUCUUACCGUACGAAAAGUACAGAGACAACGAACAGGUUCCUUGUAGCCGAAGAGAAAAAUUCCAAAAACGCGUCAGAAAUCUUCGCGACAGUGUUCGAGAUCUGCUCAACGAUGAGAACCCGUGUGAAGAUUCAUGGCGAAAGCUAGAAGGCUUAGUAUUUGAAAGAUUCGAAAGGCCGGUUAUCUGUGGAAAAUGCGGUAACGAGUUAUCAAAAUCAGACUACGAGGCGAAGUGCUUGAACAGAGAAAACCAGAUCGAGCUAGACGCCAAGCGGAAUGCGAGGAAGUUUUGUGCUUGUAGGCACAAAAGGCCCCAUGAACAGAUUAAAGAUCCCGAUGAGGAGCGUGGGAAAAUAUUCUGUUCAGUAAAUGGAGAACCCAUUACUCACGUGUCAGGAGACAACCUCGAAAAUUCCAAAAUCUCCAUGCGACCAGACCUAGUGAUUGGAUUACGAGCUUCACCAUACAUCGCUCGAAGCGAAUCCCAUUUUCCAGCGAAAGGUAGAAACAAACUACUCCUACCGUUUCUUGUUUUAGAGGCGAAAAAGGAGAAAAAUGCACCAGGUUUUCGAGCGAUUCAGUAUCAAACCGCGUUUCCUGUUCGACGGUUCUUGAAAGCUCAGGCCGACAUGGACAGUCGCGACUCCUCAUGCGAGCCUUGCUUGGUGUGGUUCUUUGCUUACCAAGGCGAGCAAUGGCGUCUGCAUGCUGGCACAAUAGACCGUGAUAAAGUAAGAGUUUUCGACCUAUGGCAAGGGACCAUACAAUCACAAGACGGCGCGCUGCAAUUACUGCUGAUUGUUGAUUACAUAUGGUCUUGGGCGCGAGACGUAUAUCGACCAACCAUCAGGAAACUCAUCUCAAAUUCACCGACGAGCUUUCGAGGCGUCUCUCCGGUUUCUACGGAUCGUUUUCGCCACUCAGUCUCGCUAUGUCCCCUCACAAGCUCCACGCCCACCUCACAGGAUCCAGAUCAAAUGCAAACCGAUGAGAUCGUGGUCGCUACCAACGGGCUCUGUCAGCCUCAGGCCUGGGAAGUAGCAGCACUCCCAGAUGCAAGUUGCCAUACUUUCCUUCGAUGGGCAGUCGGCCACGAGAUGUCGCCCUCCUGGACGGGACUUGGGAGCAUACGUCACUCAAACCUUGUACAUUUCGAGUUUCGAUGUUACAAUCUGGCGAUAGAUGUCGCUACUACAGAAGAAAUGUCGAUGGCAGAGGAAGAUCUGUCUUUGUACUCAACCUUGUGCUCUUACGCUGUAACCAUAUCGCCGGAACAGCUAUAUGAGAUUGCAGCUAUCUGGACAACAAGAUUUCCGUCAACUCCUGGAUUCCAAUCGGCCAGUGCGAUGCGAGCCACGUUCUUCGUCCAGACGUACUGCGAUCAGUCGACAUGGCAAAUUAAGAGGGUCCUGAACUGCAUCAUAUGGGCAGUCAAUAAUCACGAUACACCCACAGAGUACGACGCAGGAGACCUUCUAAAAGCCAUGUUACAAAUUCGCAACAUUCACGGCAGAGAGUCGGUCUAUAUCGCCUUGCAAGACACAGGUUUGGUUCUUCAACACACGGAGCAUGAUCAGAGCCUCAAUUGGGAAUCAUUCGCACAAGCGGGUCUUUCAGACACGGCAGUUGACACUCUCAGAGGGCUCAGAGCCGAAGUACGCGUUGCAGAUAUAGUGUUACAGCGUGUUAGCCAUGACGCUCAGCUUCUUUGGGUCGAACGGAGCCCACAUGAUCAGUAUCGAUGUGUAUCCACACCUUGGGAACAAGACACCAGAUCUGGAGACUCCAUGCUCGCGAUUCGAUCCCCCUUAUGGCCUCUCACCUGUCCCAAAUUCUGCUUAUUCGUCCUUCCUGAGGUCCAUGACGAAUCUUCGGGCGGUCUGCACCGGCUGCUUGAGGAGGCUAUGUCGUUGAGAAAUUUUUACGUGCAUGUCGAUCACCAGUGGGGUAGAGAGGACACUCGCUUACUUCGCCAGUGGCGUAAGGCUCUUAGUUCCGAAAAGACGAUCGUUGCGUGAAAGGACGCGUCACGCUUAUACACACUAGUACGCAUUUGUGGCAUGACGUCACUACAAAUCGAAUUAUCAAGGGUUGAGGGGCUUUACAUUGACGAGCAGUUUCACGCA